Molecule: messenger RNA, 3182 nt
Organism: Salvelinus sp. IW2-2015
Lineage: Eukaryota; Metazoa; Chordata; Actinopteri; Salmoniformes; Salmonidae
Product: utrophin-like
Biological process (GO): synaptic signaling
Cellular component (GO): plasma membrane
Source: RefSeq, a predicted model, not a curated record
GACCUGCCUACCGCAUCUCAGAUCCUCCAAAUAUGACACAGAGAAACUUGGAGCUAUCAUUCUCUCUUUCACCCCCUCUCUCCCCAUCUGUCUUCUUCCUCCCCCUUCUCUCUCCCUCUCUAUCUCUGUCAUGUGGUUAUCUGAUGGUUGAGAUCAACAGAUCUGUGUUGUAGGGAGGAUCUACAGCUCCCAGCCAUACAGUACAGUCCUGCAACAGCCAAAGCUGAAGUUAAAACCACUGAGUCUGUUUAAUGGAAAGACAAUCAAGAUGGACAACAAAGCUCUUUGAACUUAAACUUUGACCGAGGUGGAGCAGGCUCUCGCGCAAUGUAUCUAAUAUAAUGAAGCUCUUUAAGAAUGACAACAAAAGUUAUUUAGUUCAUUUGUAUAUAUUUUCCCAUAGGGACGAUGAGCAUGCUCUGAUCCUGCAGUACUGCCAGACCCUGGGGGGGGAGGGGUCUCCCUGCAGCCAGCCCCAGAGCCCCGCCCAGAUCCUACAGGCCGUGGAGAGGGAGGAGCGUGGGGAGCUGGAGCGAAUCAUCCAGCGCCUGGAGGAUGAGCAGAGGACCCUGAAAAGGGAGUAUGAACAGCUGAAGGAGCAGCACGGGGACCAGCGGGGGCCUGGGUCUGUGGGGCAUUGGGACCCUGAGGGGUCCUCUCACCCCGGGGGUCCUGGUGAGGCUGACCUGCUGGCUGAGGCCAAACUGCUCCGGCAGCACAAGAGCCGUCUGGAGGACCGCAUGCACAAACUGGAGGAGCACAACAAGCAGCUGGAGUCCCAGCUCCACCGGCUCAGACAACUACUGCACCAGCCGGAGAUGGACUCCAGGGUGAAUGGAGUGUCGUCCCCCAGCAUGCAAGAACGAGGGGCCCUCACCGAACACACAGAUGAGCUGUUGGACCACCCACACAACCGCAGCUCUGACCUGGCAGACAUCAUGGAACAGAUAAACCAUACCUUCCCUGCAUGCAGUCCUUCAAGCCUCUCCUCGAGACCACAGGUGAUGUGAGAGCCAUCAGCAAAGAGGAAGGUGUGUGUGUUUUCUGAGACAGAAACAAUCCCAAACACACAGCUUCUAUGCUUUCCCUCGCUAAACCUUUCAGAAGGACAGAUGGAGAGCUAGACCCCCUAGCAAGAGACCCCCCGGUAAAACCCAAAGACACACAGGACCGCAGGACUUUACUACUAUUACCACGUCGUCGUCUUGUACUAUGCAAAAUGUACAUUUUAUUAACUGUAGAUUGUACCUGGAGUCGGUUAAACAUUUGUCAGUAAUUUGUAUGAAUAUGCCGAUGAUUAUGGGGGUUCGGGGGCUUUGUAUAACAACAUAUGUUUUUUGUGGGAUUUGUUUUGUUUUUUGUUCCGCUUUCACUGGGAAUCAAACUCCUCUCUGCUUCUACCCUACUACCGUCAUCACGGAGGACAUGGUAACUGUUUUUAUAUCCAAUUUGGGGAAGGUGGCCCAUUUUAAGAUUAUCGCCUCAAAUAAUCGUUUUAGACAAUAGGCUCUGUGUCUGUCCUCAAAGCAUCACAUUUGUUUUGAAAAUGUUUUUCCUCCCUUUAAAGCGUUAUUCAUGCGAUUCUGUCGGCGUUGUCAUGCCUGCCGCAAUUGCGACGUUAACGUAACCCCUUCUGUGCCUAUACAGUUGUCAUUCCAAGUGUGGCAGACUGAUUUAACGUUGUAGUAAUUAAGUUGGAUUGUUGUAUAAAGGAGAGGGGCAGAAACUAUAAAUUAAUGGAACCUUAAGCUGUUCUGAAAUAAUCAAGUUUGUAAGAGGCCCACGGUCCAUCAUUGUGUAGAAUAGUUUUAUAAAUAUAUGUUUAAAAAAAAAUCAGAAGAAAGCCAUGAUUGCCUUGCUACCUCAGACAAACACCUUUUCAUUUGCGUGGUCUGUAACUUGUUUAAUUUCCAUUUUACUGUACUCACAACAAGAAAACAAACCGAAAAACAUUCUAAACGUGUUGCUUAUAGAGGUGUACUGCAGUGGGGAGAUACCCAGCAGAGUAAAAUAACAAACAAAACACAAAGACAUCCUAUUAGUUAACUACCCAUGGGUCUGUGGCCUUUCUACGUUGCCCUGAAUCGGUAUACUGUGUCUGGCUCUGUUGAUUUCCCCCUGUCAGACCUCUAGCACUGCUCUCUCUGAGUUAUGCGUUGUGUUUUGUGCUAUGCUAUUCUGUAAAACUUGUUAGUUUUAACAAUGCUAUUAUAACCUCCUCCAACUAUGUCCUUGGACUUAUGAUGAUGAUAAUAUAGUGUACCAUGGCAGAACAGCGUCUUUCCUGAGGUAUGUAGUAUAGAUUGACCACACUACAUGUAAUAUGGCUACAUACUGUAUGUUUUAUUCUAAAUACAUUUUUAUAACAACUUUUAUUUCUCUGGACUCUUGCUUCAAGGACCUAUUAACAAUGCGUGCUUCCCCAGAAUACAUUGGUCUACACUACAAGCCGGCAACAGCGAAACAAGUGUGAAAAAUGGCUAGAUUCUUUAUAGUGUUGUUUGCCGUAAAAAUGUCCACCAAAUGUUAAACAGUUAGCAAAUCAAGUGACAUUGUGAAUACUGAAUAGUGUCGUUAGCGUUGUUGUCAGUUUGUCACAGACAACAACCCAGUAGAUAUUGCCAUCUAAUGUAAAGCAUUCUAUCACAAUUCAUACAUUUUUAAGCAAAUACAUAUGUUAACAUAUUUACCGCCCCUAUUUGCAAACGUCUCAUCAGGAGAUAAUCUCCCAGCAUUCAACAGCAUCCCAUGGUGGCCAUCCAUAAUGGCUAGGAAGGAAAUGGUCCUCGUUAUGAGCAGAAAUCUACCACGUCGCCUGGCACCCACCGCAGACUUCAUCAUUAUUAUUUAUCAAAGGAAUUGAUUGCGCCGCGUGAGGUUCUGCCAUUAUAAUAUGUUACAAGAGGAACGGUCUGAGUGGGAAAUGAGAGAACAACUGCAUGGUGGGAAGUAAUUAGACAAGGAAUCCAGCUUCCUGCCUCCCAGCCCGUGCAGUCCACAGUUACGCUGUACCACGUUACAUACUUCUUUCACCAGAGUAUUACUCACAUCCAGAAGCAUUCAUCACUUAUUCCCCACACCCUUUAUUUAAAGAGUAUGUGAUAUCCUAUUCAUGUUCAUAGCCAACAACACCAUAAAUUAGAUUUCACUUGUGAAUUCAUUAAAGUGGCACUGAAACUGUU